UUAGAGAAGCAUCAAUUUUGGGGGACACAAGAUUUGGAGAAUACUUUGUUCGUCUUACUAAAAGGGGGAAGUGAGAUGGAGGAAGACGAGAUCGCAAAACCAGCGAAACCAAAAGCCAAGAAAGACACUGCGCCAGGGAGGUUAAUCGAUACUUAUGCUGCACAAUGCGAAAACUGUCACAAGUGGAGGGUCAUUGAUAGCCAAGAGGAGUAUGAGGAUAUCAGAAGUAAAAUGCUUGAGGACCCUUUUAACUGUCAGAAGAAACAGGGCAUGUCCUGUGAAGAGCCUGCUGAUCUUGACUAUGACUCCUCAAGGACUUGGGUCAUCGACAAGCCUGGUCUCCCCAAAACGCCUCAAGGUUUCAGGAGGAGCCUAGUUCUCAGAAAAGACUACUCUAAGAUGGAUACCUACUAUUUUACUCCAACCGGGAAGAAGCUAAGGAGUCGCAAUGAAAUCGCAGCCUUUGUUGAAGCCAAUCCGGAAUUCAAGAACGCACCCCUCGGAGACUUCAAUUUUACUGUCCCCAAGGUCAUGGAAGAUACUGUUCCUCCUGUUCCUAAGCUUGGCUCUCCGAUUUCUACCACUACUACAGAGAAGAGCAGUUUCAAGCAGAUCCAAGACUAAUAUGUUCUCCGUGUAUCCCAAUUUGUUCCCUUUUUCUAUGUUCCUUCUGAUAAUCCCUAAAACAAUGCUUCUUGAGUAUGUGUAGAUUUGAUGCUCUCUAAAACUGUUAUGAAAACAUCUCUAAACUCAAUUUCAAACUAAAAUGUUAAAUA
This is a messenger RNA of Arabidopsis lyrata subsp. lyrata, 776 nucleotides long. Its product is annotated as methyl-CpG-binding domain-containing protein 4. The record is from RefSeq and is a predicted model, not a curated record. NCBI's taxonomy places the organism in Eukaryota, Viridiplantae, Streptophyta, Magnoliopsida, Brassicales, Brassicaceae. Gene Ontology annotation, molecular function: DNA binding; zinc ion binding. The transcript has 2 exons. The coding region runs from base 76 to 624 and encodes 182 amino acids.